Messenger RNA from Tachysurus vachellii, 1567 nucleotides. Its product is annotated as zona pellucida sperm-binding protein 3-like. The record is from RefSeq and is a predicted model, not a curated record. Gene Ontology annotation, biological process: binding of sperm to zona pellucida; egg coat formation; positive regulation of acrosome reaction. Gene Ontology annotation, molecular function: acrosin binding. Gene Ontology annotation, cellular component: extracellular matrix. The transcript has 8 exons. Bases 50 to 1567 code for a protein of 505 amino acids. NCBI's taxonomy places the organism in Eukaryota, Metazoa, Chordata, Actinopteri, Siluriformes, Bagridae.
AAAGGUUUCAUGUUAAGGGUUUGUGCACUAAUCUGUCUGUGGGACUGAGAUGGACGUCGAGCGGCUGCUCUUCUCUCUGUCCGUGUGUGUGUUUAGUUUCCUGGUGCUUGUGACUGGGAGAGGAGAUGAUCAGAGAUCCAGCUCCAUCACAGCUCCUCAUCUCCUCCUCCUCCCCAUGUUCCACCAUCAUCCCACUCCUGCUGUGUCUAAAGAGCUUCUCAGUCCUGUGACAGGAAGCAGCUUGUUACCACGUCCCCUGUCAGAUAUUCUGAUUCCACAGAGACACGAAUCUCCCACCCGGGUGUCUCCUGUCAGUAAUAAUCACGGUGUGGAGGUGUGGUGUGGUUACAGCAGGAUUACCGUCACAAUCAAUCAGGACCGACUGAACUUCCGGAGCUCCGCCGCUCAUUUCCGGUUAGGAACGUGUCCGGCGUCACGUGUUGACGGGAGCGUCGUGUAUUUCCACUACGACCUGAAUGAGUGUGGGAGUUUACUGUCGGUAGUAAAGGGGAAGCUCCUGUAUGCUAAUGAGGUUCUCUACAGACCAGAGAGACACGUAGCGGUUCUCCGAGCCAUGCCGCUGAAGCUAGCAGUCCAGUGUGUGUACGAUCGGUUUCACUAUUCGUACAAAAUCGGCUAUUUCCCUGAAUUUCGUCCUCAGUCGUAUCGGAAGACGAUGGUGAAGAAGCAGCUCUUCAGUGUGUCUGUGCGUGAUGCUAACUGGCAGGAACUCGGGGUGAACGAGAGUUUCAUCCUCGGGGAGCCCAUGUACUUUGAAGUUGCCACCGAAACGAUUUCGAAGGACAAGAGCGUCUACGUGGAGGCCUGUCACGUUACGGCGAGUAAGGAUUCUAACUCCACCCAACGCUAUGAUGUCAUCAGCAACUUCGGCUGUAUGGUGGAUAGUAAGAGGACAGGAAGUCGGUCGCGUUACGUCUCCAGGCAGAUGAACGUCCUUCGCUUUUCACUCGAUGCGUUUUCAUUCGCUGAGGCGGCUUCAGAGCGUUUUUAUCUGCACUGCACUGUUCUGGUCGGAAACGUGACGGCGAGCGCCACAGCAAAGUCCUGCACCUACAGUGAGUCUGAGCACCGGUGGGCGGAGCUGAAUGGACACACCUCUGUCUGUACCUGCUGUGACUCUGAGUGUCGGCUGUCGGGGUUCAAUUUGUGGUCCUCAGUGCAGCAGAUGGUGGUGAGCAGUAAACCAUGGAGUUUAAUCCACGAUAAAGUUUUUCCUGAAGCCUCUGAGGAGCUGAACACUGUGUCGGGCUCCAUCCUGUUACAUCACCUACAUCAACAUGGGGAGGGGGAGGGGGAGGGGGAGUCAGAGCAUGAGGAGGUGUUAGAACAUGAGGGGGAGGAGGAGGUGUCAGAAUAUGAAGGGGAGGAGGAGUCAGAACAUGAGGGGGUGUCAGAAUAUGAAGGGGAGGAGUCAGAACAGGAGGAGGAGGAGUUAUGUGUAGGGGAGGGGUUAGAGGAGGAGGUUGUGAUGGGCAUUGGAGAGAGUGUUGGGGAUGAUGAAAUGAUGAGUGAUGAAGGGAUAGAGGAAGAUGACAGUGAAGAAUAA